Molecule: messenger RNA, 601 nt
Organism: Tricharina praecox
Lineage: Eukaryota; Fungi; Ascomycota; Pezizomycetes; Pezizales; Pyronemataceae
Product: IGR protein motif-domain-containing protein
Exons: 2
Coding region: 30-443 (137 amino acids)
Cellular component (GO): mitochondrion
Source: RefSeq, a predicted model, not a curated record
GAACUGCGACACGCACCACACGCACCGAAAUGUUCACAUUAUAUAGACGAGCACUCUCGCAGCUCACGCGAGUCGGCGUGCGCCACCUGCACAUCUCCAUCACCAAGCCGCCCACCCCAGCACCGACGACCCAAGUCCCCGACGUGACAACGUUCCUCACCAAGAUCGGCCGCAACUGCCAGGUCCACGCCGCGAAGUUCACCGAGUGGGCCACGCUGUUCGAUGCCACAUCGACGCAGCUGAAGGAGCUCGGAAUCGAGCCGUCGCGCACUCGCAGAUAUAUCAUCCGCUGGCGGGAAACUUACAGGCGCAACAACGGGAAGGUUAAGCUGCACGAGCAGAAGCGUGGCGUCAAGAUUGAUGGUGGUGAGAGGAGGCAGAAGGAGGUCAGGGCUAAGAGGUUUGCUGAGGAGAGGAGGAUCGCGGAGGGUAGGGAGAGGUAGACUGAGGAGAGGAGGAUCACGGAGGGUAGGGAGAGGUGGAGCGGUGGAUGUAUGGUACCUACGGCAGGCAGGCAGCAGCAGCGGCAGCAGCAGCAGCUUUUUUGUUUAAUCAUUUGAUUGAUUGAGCAGCAGCAAAAGCAGCAGCGGGGCCUCGAGGC